Messenger RNA from Linnemannia hyalina, 948 nucleotides. NCBI's taxonomy places the organism in Eukaryota, Fungi, Mortierellomycota, Mortierellomycetes, Mortierellales, Mortierellaceae. The record is from the annotation of a GenBank genome assembly.
AUGGCGCCCAAGUACAAGAAAACAAAGCUGAAGAUGGCCCUGACAAAGCUUCAGGACGGCCACCAAAAGCGUCAACGUGCCACCGAGAUCCGCGACAUGAAGGAAGCCGCCCUCGCAGCUGCUCCCAAGAAGACCGCCUCCCAGCAAGCAGCCAGCGGGAACACCUCCUCUGCAGCCCUGAAGGCCCAAAAGAAGGCCAUGUCCAAGCUGCCCCCACCUCCCUAUUACAACCACGACACCAUCCUCCUGAUCGGAGAGGCCAACUUUUCGUUUGCAAAGUCAUUGGCGCUGGAGAUUCUUAACCGUGGCGAUAUCAUCACGGCGACGACUCUGGAUACAUUUACGACUAUGAUGGAAAAGUACCCCGAUGCACAGGAGAAUGUCAAGGAGCUUGAGGAUGCUGGAGCCACGGUCUUGUUUGAGGUCGACGCAACAAAGCUGAGCAAGAUCAAGAGCUUCAAGGGCAAGCGCUUCUCCAAGAUCGUCUUCAACUUUCCCCAUGCUGGUGCCGGUAUCAAGGAUCAGGACCGCAACGUAGUGAGCAAUCAAAAGCUGAUGCGCUCCUUCUUCGAAUCCGCAACCCCCUUCCUCGCAGACACAGACCUGGGCGACAAGAAACCUGGCGAGAUCCAUGUGACAGUCAAGACAGGAUUGCCCUACGACCUCUGGAACAUCAAGCGUCUUGCGGCGGGCACUGGAUUGUUGGGUAACAAGACUUCUUUCCCCUUCAAGCCAGUACAGUACCCUGGAUAUGAGCAUCGUCGGACGAUCGGGUUCAAGGAGGGUGUCAGUCAGGGUGAUAAUGUCGAGAUUGCGAACAAGAGUCCAAAGACUUUUGUGUUUGUCAAGAAGACCGCCAAGGAGGCUGAUAUGGCCAAGGAAUCUGAAACGGCCAACAUUAGGAAGAGGAAGCGCGCCGGCGAGGAUGUCUCCGACGACGAGGAGUAA